AUGGACGGUGACUCUUCCUCCACAAACAAGUUUGUUCCCGAAUACAGACGCACCAAUUUCAAAAAUAAGGGCAGAUUCUCAGCCGAUGAGUUGCGUCGUCGCAGAGAUACCCAGCAAGUAGAACUUAGAAAGGCUAAAAGAGAUGAGGCGCUAGCGAAAAGGCGGAAUUUCAGCGCUCCAGCUGACGGCUUGGACUCUGAGGAUGAAGAUGAAGCUACCAGCACAGCAGACCAACAGUUUUACGCGCAAUUGCAGGAAGAAUUACCGCAAAUGAUUCAGCAAAUCAACUCUACCGAUUUGCAGGAGCAACUAAAUGCAACCGUCAAAUUCAGACAAAUCUUAUCGCGCGAACACCGCCCUCCUAUUGACACAGUGAUUCAAUCCGGCGUGGUGCCUAAUUUGGUCAAUUUCAUGAACGAAAACCAACCCGAAAUGUUGCAGCUUGAAGCUGCCUGGGCCCUCACAAAUAUUGCCUCUGGCUCCUCAGACCAGACCAAGAUUGUUGUCGAAGCCGGAGCUGUCCCAUUGUUCAUACAAUUGUUGUACUCAGGGUCCGUUGAAGUUAAGGAACAAGCCAUUUGGGCUCUGGGAAACGUUGCCGGAGAUUCUACCGGCUACAGGGACUACGUUUUGAGUUGUGGUGCAAUGCAACCUAUCUUGGCACUUUUUGAUUUAAGCAAGGUUUCGCUCAUCAGAACCGCUACUUGGACUUUGUCUAAUCUUUGCAGGGGUAAGAAACCACAGCCAGACUGGUCUAUCGUAUCACAAUCGCUGCCCACAUUGGCCAAACUCAUUUACUCCAUGGACACAGAAACUUUGGUUGACGCCAGUUGGGCAAUUUCCUACCUUUCUGAUGGGCCAGCUAAUAAUAUUCAGGCCGUUAUCGACGCCAGAAUUCCAAAGAGGCUCGUGGAGCUUUUGAACCAUCAAUCUACUUUAGUUCAAACUCCAGCGCUAAGAGCCGUUGGUAACAUUGUUACCGGUAACGAUUUGCAAACACAAGUUGUGAUUAACAGCGGUGUUCUGGGUGCAUUGAGAAACUUACUUACAUCAACGAAAGAAUCUAUUCGCAAAGAGGCAUGUUGGACCAUCUCCAAUAUAACGGCUGGUAACACUGACCAAAUUCAAGCUGCGAUCGAUGCCAACUUGAUACCACCUCUAGUUAAGCUCCUGGAAGUAGCUGAUUACAAGACUAAGAAAGAGGCUUGUUGGGCCAUUUCGAACGCCUCUUCGGGAGGUUUGCAAAAACCAGAGAUCAUCAGAUAUCUAGUUUCCCAGGGUUGCAUAAAACCACUCUGCGACUUGCUAGAUAUCGCCGACAACAGAAUAAUCGAAGUCACGCUCGAUGCAUUGGAAAACAUUUUGAAGAUGGGUGAAGCUGAUAAGGAAGCUCGUGGCUUGCACAUCAAUGAAAACGCUGAUUACAUAGAGCGUGCUGGCGGUGUUGAAAAGAUUUUCAAGUGUCAACAAAAUGAAAAUGAGAAGAUUUACGAAAAGGCAUUCAAUAUUAUCGAACAGUAUUUUGGCGAGGACGACGAUGCAUUGGAUGAGAGUAUGGCCCCACAAACUGCAGGCAAUACCUUUGGAUUCGGAUCCAAUGUCAAUCAGCAAUUCAACUUCAAUUAA
Lachancea nothofagi CBS 11611 is the source of this 1626-nucleotide messenger RNA. NCBI's taxonomy places the organism in Eukaryota, Fungi, Ascomycota, Saccharomycetes, Saccharomycetales, Saccharomycetaceae. The record is from the annotation of a GenBank genome assembly.